CGAGAAUUGAAGGAGACGUGACGUGACGUGUGACAUUGACAGUACAGUUCAUCUGGAACUGGAAACUGGAAAUAUUUUCAAGUCAACGAAAAUGGCUGGUGCGCUGGCUAGAAUAAUAAAAGGCCCAAAUAUCCCAAAACCUUACUUGGGUAUUGUUGGGCCUGUUGUGAACAUCAAUAAUGUACCGGCGCGUUCUCAACAGACACAAGCUCCUACAAAGACGCAAUUUGGUGGACUGGCAGACUGCGACAGGGUCUUUACAAACCUUUACGGACGACAUGACUGGCGCUUGAAAGGCGCGCUUUGCCGCGGCGACUGGUAUAUGACUAAGGAGAUCCUUUUGAAGGGCACAGACUGGAUAGUCAAUGAAUUGAAGACAUCUGGUCUCCGUGGUCGUGGCGGCGCCGGUUUCCCCACGGGAAUGAAGUGGUCUUUCAUGAACAAACCUCCAGAUGGCCGCCCGAAGUACCUCGUAGUGAAUGCUGAUGAAGGAGAACCUGGUACUUGCAAGGACCGAGACAUCAUGAGGCAUGAUCCACAUAAGUUGGUGGAAGGCUGCCUGAUUGCAGGGCGCGCUAUGGGCGCUCAAGCGGCAUACAUUUACAUCAGAGGAGAGUUCUAUAAUGAGGCUAGCAAUCUUCAAGUAGCAAUUGCUGAGGCGUAUCAAGCGGGCUUGAUCGGCAAGAACGCUUGCGGUUCAGGCUACGACUUCGAUGUGUUUGUCCACCGCGGCGCCGGAGCCUACAUCUGCGGCGAGGAGACCGCCCUCAUUGAGUCCAUCGAGGGCAAGCAGGGCAAGCCGAGGUUGAAGCCUCCAUUCCCCGCUGACAUUGGCUUGUUCGGGUGCCCCACGACCGUUAAUAAUGUGGAGACUAUUGCAGUUUCUCCGACGAUCUGCCGUCGCGGAGGCGCGUGGUUCGCGUCGUUCGGCCGCGCGCGCAACUCGGGCACGAAGCUGUUCAACAUCUCGGGGCACGUGAACACGCCCUGCACUGUGGAGGAGGAGAUGAGCAUCCCGCUCAAGGAGCUCAUCGAGCGACACGCCGGCGGCGUCAUCGGCGGCUGGGACAACCUGCUGGCCAUCAUCCCCGGGGGCUCCUCCACGCCUUGCAUUCCUAAGGACGUAUGCUCAACAGUACUAAUGGAUUUCGAUGGACUAGUGGCUGCCCAAACAUCUCUAGGCACAGCCGCCAUCAUAGUGAUGGACCGGUCCACGGACAUCGUCAAGGCGAUCGCCAGACUGAUCAUGUUCUACAAACACGAGUCCUGUGGACAAUGCACCCCGUGCCGGGAAGGUGUCUCCUGGAUGAACAAGAUUAUGUACAGAUUCGUCGAAGGUAACGCUUCGCCUAAAGAAAUUGACAUGCUGUGGGAGAUCUCUAAACAAAUUGAAGGGCACACGAUCUGUGCGCUGGGCGACGGCGCGGCGUGGCCGGUGCAGGGCCUCAUCCGGCACUUCCGGCCCGAGCUCGAGCGCCGCAUGCGCGAGUACCAGCUCUGCCACGGGCCCAGCAAGGCUGAGAAACUAUACUAACCCCACUACACCCCACUGGAACAUUCGUGCUACGAUGGUCAAAAGACGUAAACUGCCAUGUUUUGGGGUUCAGAAAAACUGAAGAGCAAUUUUCAUUACUGUACCGGUUGAAAAAAUCACUGAUUUCGUCGAAAAACUCGCUUGUGAACAUCAAAUUUCACCGUGAAUCAAUGAUGCUAAAUCCAAACUUUUAAAACGUCAAACUUCCUUUUUAUCGAGUGUGUUGUUGCUAACACUAGUGUCAGAUUUUAUUCGAUUCGCCUAAAGGCAUCUGACGUUGCACACAUUGAUUUCACAUGGCAAAAUUCGACGUUUACACGUGAAGUUUUUAACAAAGCAAACUAUUCUGAUGUCACUAGUAUUGUAAUGAACAUUAAACCUAACGCAAACUUCCGACUAAAUGGAAAUGACGCGGACAUUAUUGCGGACAUUUUAAAUAAUGAUAUUAAAAUGAAAAUGCGGCGAGACGCAUCAUUUCAUCUUAUUGAUCGCGUUGAGAUGAUUAUUAUAAAGUCAUCGCUUUCCGGUAAGGUAGAUUUAAAAAAAACAAUCAACCAUAAACAAUUCAACAAAUUUCGCUGGUCUAUAUACUAAAUGUAUGCAUAAAUUCUAUGAAGCAAUAUCCAUCGCCGUCGAAACCUGUUACGAAUGUUACUAUAGUGAUUAGUCUGCAACAUUUUGUAUUUAAUUAAUAUAGCAAUCAUUUUAACUGUACAUUAUUUAUUAAACUUUUUUUAAUGAAAAUAUUUUUUUCUUUAUAACUGAUGCAAUUUAUAUAGAAUCAAUGAUUGUUUAGUAAAACAGGUUUACGUUUGUAUUGUAUAGAUAUCACAGAAGUAUAGUACACAAUAUUUUUUAAUAUGAUGCAACAAUGAAUAAUAUAUAACAUGUAAAAUACUUGUAAAAAGCAUAAUUAGGGACAUCGUGAAAGUGAGAUUAGGAUCAUCAAAUUACACCACAAUCGAGUUAUCAAAUUCUCAUGUCAUAUAUUUCGUGUAAAACACUACUUGUCUAAUACAAUAUUAGCAGCAAUCUCGACUCGAUGGAUUCCAAGAAACGGUAAAAGAGAUCAAACAUGUACAUUGCACAUUAUUGUUUGAUAAAACGAAUUUGUUCAGUUCUUUUCAGAAUUUAUAUCGAAGUCGAAGUAUGGUAAGAGAAAUAGCAUUUUUUUUAAUUUCAAAGAGACUAUUCUAACUUGGUAUUUCACGAGAAUCACGAGAAAACAUACAUGUUCUAUGAACCUUUGUAUGGCUAAUUAUAAAUUUUCAACAGACCUAUCAUCAUGCUAAGAAAUCGAGCAACUUUUGAGGAAAUUAACAUCAUCUCGUACGAUAUUCUGACCUUGGGGGAAAUACGUAUUAUUUUUGUGAUUAAAAUAGUGAUAUGUAAAAUUUUACCGCGCAUUGCUAAUGACCAUUAAACGGAUACGGGUGAUUACGCCGUGUUACUAGAUAAUUUUGUAUAAAAUUGUGUUAGAAAUAAAUAGUGUAAAUGAA
Plodia interpunctella (Indianmeal moth) is the source of this 3033-nucleotide messenger RNA. RefSeq names its product NADH dehydrogenase (ubiquinone) 51 kDa subunit (gene ND-51). The coding region runs from base 92 to 1534 and encodes 480 amino acids. NCBI's taxonomy places the organism in Eukaryota, Metazoa, Arthropoda, Insecta, Lepidoptera, Pyralidae. The transcript is spliced from 9 exons. Gene Ontology annotation, molecular function: NADH dehydrogenase (ubiquinone) activity; FMN binding; NAD binding. The record is from RefSeq and is a predicted model, not a curated record. Gene Ontology annotation, biological process: mitochondrial electron transport, NADH to ubiquinone.